Messenger RNA from Lineus longissimus, 4819 nucleotides. RefSeq lists its product as uncharacterized. Bases 38 to 4321 code for a protein of 1427 amino acids. NCBI's taxonomy places the organism in Eukaryota, Metazoa, Nemertea, Pilidiophora, Heteronemertea, Lineidae. The record is from RefSeq and is a predicted model, not a curated record. The transcript is spliced from 10 exons. Gene Ontology annotation, molecular function: phosphatidylinositol binding.
UGAGACCCGAAAUUUCUUGCAGACAAAUUUCCAGAAAAUGGGCUCAAAAACACUGUUUGAGCAUUUAAAAAAGAUCAGGCGAACUUUAUAUCACUUAUCCAUAUUUACUGGCUUACAGAAGAGCCUAAUAUGUGCAGUUUUUCUCCUGGUUUUGGCGUUUAUUGCCAAUUUUUGGGUGCCUCUUGCAUUGUACACAAUCGCCUGUACAUUAUCCUAUGCAUUUACCUGUCACGUCAGUAGAAGUUCAGAUGGGGUCAAUGCAUCAUGGCAGGAACAGCGGUAUGGCCUUGAUAGGAUCCAGACAUUGUUACGAUUACAGACCGCACAAGAGUUAUUGUUUGAUCUCCUCUAUGGAAGAAAAACACAAUUGGCAUCGUUGAAAAUACCGAUUGGGAAAGGUUCAUUGUUGCUUGAUGAAUCAGACAAAAAUAUUGAAAGAAACAAGAUUGUCAAUUCAUGCUCCAAACUAAAUGCAAGUGAUGUUGAUAAAUAUUCAAAUUAUCAGAGUCUUCAUUCGCAAUUCCAUGAUAUUGAAUCAAAUCGUAAAAGGGACAACUCUGCAGAGGUAAACCUUCAGGCCGAAAUCCAGCAGAUCUGUGCAUUGGUUAUGAAAGAUUUUGUGUUGUCAUGGUACCAGCAAGUCAGCUUUGGUAACCAUGGUGCAGAGAACGCCCAGAAGCUUAUUGAUCAGAUCACAGCGACUGCUUAUGCUCGGAUUGCCGCAAUCGAUCGCUUUGCCGUUAUAAGCAAAGUGAUUGAACUGUAUAUGUGCCAUUUACAAGAGUUCCAGGAGGCGACAAAAACAUUCGACCACCAGCCUCGGUUUCGCCGACGAGGGAGUGUACCAACUGCUGAAAAUGAGUUCAUAAAAGUGAAGACCAUCGAAGAAGUCUAUCAGAACAAUUUGAAGUUUCAUGUGGCACUAAUAGGUGGCGAUAAUGAAGUGGAAUAUCUACGAGCAAUCGUGGAUGUGCUUUUACAACGCCUCCUAUCUGCAGAAUUAUAUAACUGUGUGACAGUAAAAGACAUGUUUGCUGAUAUAUUGAUUUGCAACGUUAUUGUGCCGCUGUUAGAAUUGCUUUGUGAGCCGGACUUUCUUCAUGAGAAAACUAUCCAGAUUCUAACCGAUGAUGGCGAUGUCAUUUCUGAACAGUUGUUGGCUAUAAAAGAAAAGUUGAUAGUAUAUAAAGACGGUAGUAGUUUGGAGCAAAGUAGCAAUUCUCAAACAGCUGUUGAAAAAGUGAGCAUUCAGAAGUCCACUACCACCAAAAUGGAAAAGGAAGGCAACCAUACUGAAUUGAAAGACAGCUUGAGACCUGAAAAACAUAGUGAAGACGACUCUGCAGGUGCUUCGACUCCGAACCUGAUGGUAAGUGCAAAGGAACAAGAAAGUUCUUCAAAAAUAGAACUGGGAAUAGUGCCGCGUCAAGCACCUCUGAAAAAUGUUUCCGACAUCAUUGAAUAUGAGUCAAAAUCAAAAGCCAAGCAAGAGCGGGAGACCAUUGCGAGUGUGUCAGUAGAGGGGCAUGGUGCUGAUUCACUGAGGCAGCUGUCUGGUACUGGUGGUGCAAAUCAAGAGUUCGUGUUCUUCCCUGAAGUGCUUGCUGAACAUUUUAAUAUUGUGCCCGUGAAGUCCAUUAAGAAUGACCAACCAGAAGACAAGAAUUUACAAGGUGAUUUGAGGCGUGAUUCAGCUGAUGGGUUGAGUUCUGAUAUGACUGGUACAACACAGCAGAAAAAGUCUGGCACCGAGGAGGGUGCGCUAUCUUUUGACACAAUUCCAAUCAUACAGCUACAGGUGUCCACACCUAUUUCAAAAACACCGCCAUCUACCUCAGUUUCAAAAGCACCAGGUAAAAGUCGUAGUCCAAGUGUGAAAAGUUUGACAAAGUUUUCCUCCUUGCCACGAGACUUGGACAGAAUGGCUGAAAACCUCGAUGCACAUUCUAUAAAUACGGCAAUUGACAAGAAGAAAUCCCGCCGCCAGUCAUUGCAUUCUCUUACUAGUGAUGAAGAAGAUGCUGCAGGAUUGUCUACAUUGAAACCGUUCACAGCACCGGAAAGCAGUAGAAAGAUGUCCUCUUACGAACAGAUUGACAUGUUUGAGGUCUAUCAGGACCCAGGAACGGGCCAGUUACGGGUGCGUCAGCGCAGCCGUGCAGAGAUCUCUCCACCGAGAGUGCUCCCGCCACUAACUGAAGGCAUCGCAACAGACGGUCAUCAUUUAGAUCCGAGUGAGUACUCCACACGCACUUUCCGUAACUCAAGCAAUGCGUCGGACUAUCUGGUCAUUUCGUCUAAUGAGAACACGGAUAGCAGUUUGUCUCCUUUCAAUUCUUCCGCAGGGGAUGUCAGCAUGGAUUCAGUGGACGGAACAGAUAUGAGCAAAAUUGUCGACAGCCCGGAUGACACACAUGCAUUCAGAGGCAGUUUGGUGGAAAACCUUGCAUCAGUUGUAACAAGUCUGGAGCAGUCAUUGACCAGUGUCAGUACGUUGACACCAGAAACACCGACAAUAAGUCCAACAUCGGACCAAGUGAAAAGUUCUAGUCAUAUUCAAAAUACUCCAUUGCAAGGUAGUGAGCACUUCUAUCCUGUUCAGACUCGAGUAACUCCUGACAGAAACUUUAGUCCAAAGAGUAUGCCAAGUCCAAUGUCGAGCCCUAAUCUGGUAGGCCAGUCUAACCAGGUGCGGGAUUACAACCUGCCUAGCUUGCCAUCUCCGAGCUCCAGCCCAAGCCACUCGGAGCAAAGUUUCAGCCCCAGAAGGACCCCCAGUCUAAGUUCCAGCCCAGGAAGUGGGAAAAUGUCCAUGGAACAUAAUUCUAGUCAGGCAGUGUUGUCGGACUCUAGUUUCAGUCCUGGAGCAGGGAAUAUAUCCUAUGGGACAACGAGGCCAGCCCUGUGGGAGCAACAGUCACAGACAUCGAGGGGAACAUCACCAGAUCCAUCAUUACCAAUCACGGAUGAGAAGGGACCCAGAAUUGACACCUGGAUUCCGUCGCUCUACACGGCUCUGCAAGUUCCACGGACGGAAGUUAUCCAGGAUCGAGGACAUGGAUCGUUUGUGGUCUAUGAGGUGGAGUAUUUAGCCCACUACCUAUUAGAGGGUUCAUCUGAGCCAGAACCUGUGCCAAGGAACGUCAAGCGGAGAUUCAAGGAGUUUCUCAUUCUCCAGGAGAGACUGGAGGAGAAUCCACGAUUGAGGGCUUAUCUAAAAGGUAUCAAAGCUCCGAGUAAAUGGUUCUCUCUUCCUUUUGGGACGUUUGAUAAAGAUGGCAUCGAAAGUCGGAGGAAAUUCCUUGAAAAAUAUAUCCAGUCUCUCCUGGAGCAGAAGCCUAUUGUUUACAGCGGAGAAAUGCGGGAAUUCUUGGCAUACGACAGCGAUGCCAGUUUAGCUUUCGUCAAGAAGGCGACGGACAUUCCUGUCAGCUGGAUUGACAAAGUUUUCAACAAGACAAAGUCCGGCAUGAGUGGGGUGAUUGACAAAAUCGACCAAACGCUGACGUCGAAGCCUGCGAAAACACUAGAGGAGGCACAUCCAGCAUCUGUCGUCAAGAAACCAACCAAACGUGAGAUAGAUGUGGAGAGGUUGCCGUCUGAGGAUGUGGAUGCUCUGAGGGUCCAGUUCGCUGUUACAUCGGAGAAACAGAAAAUUGAGCUUGGCCUCGACCGCCACUUGUUGACCAAGUUGUUCUCACCUGAUAGUUUCGGCGUUGAGAUGACCGAGUCGCUUCGAUUCAGUGAUGAUGACUUUCAAGAAGCGUAUGACGGAGAUGAUGAUGACGAAGAUGUGAUGCAGUCAGCGGGAGAUGAUCAGCUGCACAAGAAUGUCCUCUCGCACACCAUCCUGGACCUGGCCUGUCAGACAACCAAUGGAUGUGAGAUUGCCCUGUGCAAGGAGAAGGUCCUCGAGUCAUUCCAGAUGGUGAUUGGCACAUUCUUUGAAAAGUGGUUGAAAAAUGAAAUAGCCGACAUCACCAGCACCGAGAGCAUCUCCAAGUACCUCCGCCUCCUGCGAGAAGCCGUCUGGCCGGAGCGACCGUAUGAAGAGCUGGCAAAGACUGAGGAAGACAAGGACCGGACGAAACAGCUGGCUCGGCAAUGUCUAAAGGAAUUCUUCCCAGCUCUGAUCCCAUUGCUGGCAGGACCUGACAACUUUGACCAUUGCGUGGAGCAAGUCCUGAAUUCGGUCCAGCACCCAAAGAUCAAUAGACAUUUCUUUCUUUGCCUGAUUGAUCUGCUGGUGGAAGAGUUCCUACCGGAGGUCUCCAUCAAGGCUGUGCAGGAGGACAUACUGGCCACAAGGGGGAAGCACUGAGGUGUGAGGUGAAGUAACCACCAGAGGGAAGCAGUAGGGUUGUUACCUCGAUUAGAAAGGACUGUGAUUACUGAACAUAAUUGGGAUAUUCGCUGCUCUCAACCUCCCUGAUAACAGUAGCUCUUACUGUCCCGAUAACUAUUUUGUAGAUAAAAUGAAUGGUGCUAAUUGUCUUUAUAUAGAUAUAAUAAUGUUAUACAUGUAUGUCUGGGGGCCAUUAUGUUUACAUGUUGUGAAAGUCACAGUGCUGCCAUCUUCUGAGAGGCUUGUAACAUAGGGUGAGAUGUCUGCCUUCUACACUGUGGAUGUGUGGAGUAUGGAUGGAGGGUUGGUUGGGUCUUCCUGUAUCUUUGUCACAUUGGAUGUAUCUACAAAAUCUCCUCUCAAUGUAGCAUAUUUAACACCUUCAGCGCCGAACCACGUAGAUCUACGUAGCCCAAAUCCCCCUUCUUUGAGUUGGUUAUGGGAGUCUCGUGGACUUCAUGGAACUUACGACAU